Molecule: messenger RNA, 1898 nt
Organism: Lolium perenne
Lineage: Eukaryota; Viridiplantae; Streptophyta; Magnoliopsida; Poales; Poaceae
Product: vacuole membrane protein KMS2
Source: RefSeq, a predicted model, not a curated record
CGUAACAAAACCAGAAAGCAGCUUUCCGGGGGAAAAAGAAAGAGGAGCGAUUCCUGUGCACCCUCCGACUUGCCGAGCUCGUGAAUCGUGAUCCCCCUCUCCACCGGACCGCUGGAAGCGGCGAGGCGUUUCCGCGCCAAACGAGCAGCGAAGCUCGCGCGUUUUCUUUCUUCCCUUUGUUUACAUAGCCGCGGCGGCCUGCUCCAACAGGCAACAGGUGCUGCUCAGCUCAGAUCUAUCGCCGCGGAGUGGGGAACCAGCGCUCGAGAUGGGGCACAACGCCGUCGGCGAGGACCAGGCCGUAUCCGGCCUUCGUGAUAAGCAUCGCUUGGAGCUGGAGAGUUUAACGCUGGCAUCGCAGCCCUUCAAAACACUCGCAUUAUUUGUGCUAGCCAUUGGACAGAGUAUAGGAAGCACAUGUUCUUGUGUUCUGAAAGGAGGUGCUCGAGUGAAGUUCCUGGUUCUUUUGGUUGUUACUACCUGGGUGCUUCUCUUGGUUAUCGACGGCCCGCAUGAGAAGCAUAUGCAGGAACUACUUUCGUAUGCCAGAUUUGGAUUAUGGUGGGUUAUACUAGGGGUGGCUUCAUCUAUUGGAUUAGGCUCUGGUUUGCACACAUUUGUAUUGUAUUUAGGGCCUCAUAUCGCCCUUUUUACAAUGAAAGCGGUUCAGUGCGGCCGGAUUGAUUUAAAGAGUGCUCCUUAUGACACUAUUCUUCUUAAAAGGAGGCCUUCAUGGUUGGAGAAAGACUGUCUAGAGUUUGGACCUGCAAUAUAUCCGAAGACAAUCCCAUUUAGCAAAAUACUGCAUGAAGUUCAUCUUGAAGCUGUUCUUUGGGGCAUUGGAACUGCACUUGGGGAGCUUCCUCCAUAUUUUAUCUCUAGAGCAGCUAGCAUGUCAGGCCAAAAAGUCGAAGAGUUAGCAGAACUGGAUGCUUCUAUCUCAAAAGAAGGUUUUAUAUCAUCAACUCUAUACCGGGCCAAGCGCUGGCUUAUGUCUCACUCACAACAUCUGAACUUCCCGACAAUACUGUUACUGGCUUCGGUGCCAAACCCUCUGUUCGAUCUUGCUGGUAUUUUGUGUGGACAAUUUAACAUCCCCUUCUGGAAGUUCUUUCUGGCAACUUUAAUUGGAAAGGCCUUUAUCAAGGUUUAUAUGCAGACAACGUUGGUAAUUACUCUCUGCAACAACCAACUUCUUGAACUGCUGGAGGAAAGGCUAUUUAGCAAUAUUCCUGGAGUAUCAUCGAUCCUUCCCUCUUUAGUGUCCAAGUUGAAGACAGCCAAGGAUAAGUUUUUAAUAGCCAGCGUUGCUGCUAGUUCUGCGAAGGGAAAGAAGUGGAAUUUGUCAUUCUCUUUGAUCUGGAAUACCGUGGUGUGGCUCAUGAUCAUGAAUUUCAUCGCUCAGAUAAUCACUUCGACAGCACAGAGUUAUCUCAAGAAACAACAAGAGCUUGAGAUCAGUAAGAAUUCAUCAGCAACAACAUAUUCUGCUUCUGAACCUUCUACUGGGACAUCAAAUUAGUCGAGCCAGGGCAUUUCAUCUGGUCCGGCCAUAGAGGAACACAUUCAAUUCAUAUUCGUGCCACUAGUUUCUGCACGAGGCUGGUUUGGGAAUUCUAAAUCUGGUCAUUUACUAUGCGGCGGAUUGCUGGCAUUAUUCUCGAAGAUAUCACGUUGACAUACUGUACAUAGCCCAUCCCAUCAAGCCGCCACCAUGACUGCAAGACUAAGGACACCUGUAUUGUUGUGGAGCACUAGUUAUUGAUUUACUUUGUAGAAAGCCACAAAAAAGAGAGGAGAAAAAAGUUUGACUAAAGCUCAAAUGUAAUCUGGGCCUUGUACAUAGCAACCAAAGACAUCUCCAUCAAUUACGCAGGAAGCAUAAUGUUUAAGCCUCC